AUGGACAGAGAGGACAAAAGACGAUUCUUGGUCAUAGGAUCCGUCACAAUGGAGAUAGUGGCUCCAUUGUUCCAAAAACGAGUUAAAGAUGAUUACUUUCGAAAAGGCAUGAAUGACUUACAGUCCUAUUUGGAUUCAACACCGGUGAAACAUAUAUUGUUCCACUUGUGUUUUAGAAAUGCAUAUUGCUGUACAGACAGAUUGAACUGCUUUACUCAACAUUGCUUUCCUUUGAAAUUGACCACCUUUAACUCCCUUUAUCAAAGAGGAAGAACGUCAGGACAUUCAUGUCACUGUAAUUUCUUUGCGAAUCCUGUUCAACUUGAUGAUCUGUCCGUAGCGCUUUCGAGUUUUAUUUUACUGAAUUGCUGCAAUGUCAGUCUAGCAGAUAAAGAUGCAAUUAAAAACUUACGAAAAAUGAAAAAUGAGUUCUUAACCCAUAACAAAAAUGGUGGAAUUACACAGAAAGAAUACAACACAUUAUGGCCAGAUAUUACCAACUGGUUGUUACAGCUCGACCCAUCCAAACAAGAUGACCUGAUAAGAUUAAAAAAUAGACCAUUGGAUGAGGGUCUAUACACUAAGUACAGCACAGAGCUUUUUGAUAUUCAUUCAAAAUUGGAAGAGAUACAUUCUGAAUUCAACGAGAUAAAGGACUUUACAAUAAAAGGCAGAGAAGAUUCGAGAAAAAUGUUGGAUAGAAUGGAAGAAUCAAAUAAUUUGUUCUUGGCAAAUAUGGAAGUUUUUCAGAGCACUAUAACUGAAAUAAAAAACACAGCACCAUCACAACGGAGCGAAACUGUUGAAACACAAGACGAGAAAAAUAUCAUCCAGUACAGAGGUUCCAGUGACGUGGACGUACCAAACCUUACAAAUGUUCGGAAAAUAAGCAAACUUCGUAUGGUUGUAGAUCAGACACAAAAUGCUUCCUUUACCAUGUUCUCUGAAGGAUCGCAUGUUCAAGUAGGAACCAUUGUUGUUGGAGACCAAAAUAUAACAAUGACAGACGUGGAUGGGAUGUCGCAAACUACAACCAAUACCCAAAAUAUAGACUCUACACCGACACAAAAUAAUACAUUAUCAUUAAACACCAAUUCCUUAUUUCUUUUAAUGUUAUUAUUACCUUGUGUUAUAGUUAUAUUUGUUCAGAAUUUUCUUGCUUAGUUUUUGUAUUUUUCUCUAGUUAUAUGUUUUCAUUAUCAUUUGUUUUAAAUUACGUUCGCUGGUUAAGAAGGCAAUGGUAAAAAAAAAUUAUG
Messenger RNA from Mytilus trossulus (common blue mussel), 1256 nucleotides. RefSeq lists its product as uncharacterized. The transcript is spliced from 4 exons. NCBI's taxonomy places the organism in Eukaryota, Metazoa, Mollusca, Bivalvia, Mytilida, Mytilidae. The record is from RefSeq and is a predicted model, not a curated record. The coding region runs from base 1 to 1164 and encodes 387 amino acids.